AGGCAGAAGCCACUUUUUUUGGACUCCUUUGGUCCUUUGUAGUUCAGUGGAACAAAGGUGAGAUCAGUAAAAGGUCAUCGUGUUAAAAGCGAGCUAACGUCAGACACAGGUUUGACUUUCAGUCGACAACUUCUCCAGCUGAAAGUGCUGCGCUGGUUAAACACACACACAUGUGACGACAAACAUGGAGAACAAGUCUCUGUUUGGUGGUGGAACAGGCAGCUUCUUUGGGUCGAGCACCUUUAACCAGCCGGGCGCCUCUUCUACCAGCACAGGACUUGGUUUUGGUGCAACAAGUGGAACAUCCUGCAGCAUUUUUGGAAACUCUGGGGGCAGCACCGUUACAGAACCGUUCUCUCAGCUGAGCAACACCUUCGGUGACAACAAACCCUCAACUCCUGGAUGUGUUCCAGCCGGUGGACCGAGCUUCUGUGGCGGUGCCGCCCCCGCCUUCCUCGUGGCCAGCCCCACCUUUGGUGGCUCUGGGGGAUUGGCCACUCAACAAUUUGGGACGACUUUCAAAUACAACGAGCUAGGACCCGGUGACUACCAGUCAGACAGGAAAGGCUCGACCAAUCAGAUGGCUGUAGGAACAUACAGCGUGUUCGGUCCAGGCCCGUCCACCUCCGGCACCAACACCGACCCGUUUCACCCUACAGUCCCAGACAACAGUUUCCCCUUCGGCCAAAACAAAAGAACCCUGGAACCAAUAAACACUCCGGGCUUCAACAAUAUCACGGGAAGUCUUUUUGGACAACAGGCCCAGCAGCACGGCAGCACCUUCAAGAUGUUUGGUGAGACCACCAACACCAGCCUCUUCUCCAACAACACGGCGGGACAGAGCGACAGGAGCAGCAUGGGUUUCCUUGGAAACACAGCAGGGGCGUCGUCGGGCGGACUCUUUGGACACACCAACACUGCCACGGGGUUGUUUGGACAAACUAACUCUGAGUUUGGAGCCGUCGGACUGGGCACACAGAGUUUCCCCACAACCACCUCCACCGUCACGGCCUCCUUUGGGAACUCUGUGGCCGUCCCAUCAUGCUUUGGUGCAGCUACCACCACUCCUUCUCUAAGUACUUCCCUGAACUCCUCGUCCACCGGAGGCACCAGCAGCACUUUUUCAGAUUUUGGUGGGAACUGCAGCCUUGCGUCGCUGAUCAGAACCAACGCCCCCGUCACUGCUCCGUCCCUGAGCUCAACCCUGACUCCAUGUUAUAGUGGAGCUGGGCUCAUGGGAAACAAAGCUGCAUUCACACCAGAAACAGGAAACAGCGCCUCCACAAGUACUACUACUGGAGUAUCUGACUACAGGUCGGGCACAAAAAGACCAGAGAUUGGACUGGGAUCCCACUCUUCAGUGGAGGUGGGGGCCGGACAGACGUUCCCAUGGGGGAACAACCACAACAAGCUGUUUGGAACAACUGGUACAUUUGGAACCAGCAGCACCGGCCCUGGUGCUUCACAUCAGCCUUUCCCUCUUGUUGAUCCAAAUGCAGUGGCUACCCAGAAGGCCAUGCUCCAGGACAUUCACAGCUACCUUACACUGACACCAUACGGAGACUCAUCACUGUUCAGAAAUACACUACCUGACCUCAAGGGGGAGACUGGCCCUCAGCUGCAUGGGAAACCAGUCAAUGCCUCUGUCCAUCGUGGUCUGUACCACGCCCCCCCGCCUCCCAUCAGAACCUGCCCCCAGGGCCCGUCGCCGUUCCGAUCCUCUGAGUCACAGUUGCUGUUUUACCUGGAUGACGAUGAACCGUCGCUCAACAAAAGACCCUUCAGGUACCCAGGCAAAGAAAAGACUAGAGGAUUCAAGCAGUUUCCGGUGUUUACAGCCAAACUCCACAGGAUCUUUCAGAAGCGCAUCACAAAAAUUGUGCUGAAGAAACAGAGCAAUCCUGGACAGAUCUGGAGGAACAUCUUGAUCACUCCCUGAGACCAGAGUGUGGACGGCUGCUGGGAAGACCGAAUGACGUCAGCCUUUGACCAGGAGCCGCACCUCAACGUCUCACAAACUUUUAUUUAUUUAUUUAUUUAUUUUUCUGUGGUUUUCACAUGUAGACGUACCAGCAGUCAGCUAUAAAGUAUAUGGUGGAGUUCGAUUAUAACAUUUAUAACCUAUUGUUUUAAGGACGUAAAAAACAUAUCAUGUAAUUUGACGUUCAUUUAUUUAAAAAAAAA
Cynoglossus semilaevis (tongue sole) is the source of this 2184-nucleotide messenger RNA. Its product is annotated as nuclear pore complex protein Nup98-Nup96-like. The record is from RefSeq and is a predicted model, not a curated record. The coding region runs from base 185 to 1939 and encodes 584 amino acids. The transcript is spliced from 12 exons. Lineage: Eukaryota; Metazoa; Chordata; Actinopteri; Pleuronectiformes; Cynoglossidae.